UAUUUUUUGCGGACAAAACUUGCGAACUUUUGAAAACUUGCGGAUUUUCGGAGACUAAAGGAACACUAAAAUAUUCAAAAAGGUGUCUAUCUGGAAAUGGUAUUAAAAGAAAGUUCUGUGAACAUUUGGAUGCAAAAUAUAAGGCUAGCAAUUUUUGGUCUGUUUAUUGGGGCAAUUCUUAUUUUAGUAAAAGAUACGAGACGAAUUUCUGAAGAAGGGUUAUUUGUCGGUUUUGAUGCUUUGGUUUGGGUAAUGACUGCAACAAAUUCGUUGGGAGGGCUUUUGAUUGCUGUUGUGAUUAAAUAUGCAGAUAAUAUAUUGGUAUGUUUAAUAGAAAUGGUUACAGUAUGGCCUCGUUUACAUGUAUGA
Messenger RNA from Meloidogyne enterolobii, 369 nucleotides. The record is from the annotation of a GenBank genome assembly. Lineage: Eukaryota; Metazoa; Nematoda; Chromadorea; Rhabditida; Meloidogynidae.